AUGGGCGGUGAAAUGGGUAGCUCCAAUACUCUGGGUGGGGACAGUGAAGGUGGUGGUGACAGUGAUGGUGGCGGCGACAUGGGUAGAGGCAUGUCCAUAGCUUUGUCUGUUGGUUAUAAUGAACUCAGAUUUGAUAUGAAGUAUAAAGGUAAAGACUACUACGCUGUGUACAGAGGUUUUAAGGUAGAAAAUGAAGCAGCAAAGUAUAAGAUGAGCAUCACGUCAUUCGGUGGUGGGAAUGCUGGAGACUGGUUUAGACGUCACAACGGCUUGAAGUUUACAACCAUUGACUCUGAUAACGAUAGGUCACAUGGCAACUGUGCUGAAAUGUGUGAAGGUGGUUGGUGGUAUGAAAGGUGUCAAUGGGUUAACGUCAACGGUAAAUUUAAAACAGGAAUGCAAUGGCAUAACGUUGCAAGCUAUAAAAACUCUCUAAGCUCUGUUGAGAUGAAACUUCGUCGAACGUAA
Physella acuta is the source of this 468-nucleotide messenger RNA. RefSeq names its product ficolin-2-like. Lineage: Eukaryota; Metazoa; Mollusca; Gastropoda; Physidae. The record is from RefSeq and is a predicted model, not a curated record.